Aspergillus tubingensis is the source of this 987-nucleotide messenger RNA. RefSeq names its product NAD(P)-binding protein. Bases 1 to 987 code for a protein of 328 amino acids. Gene Ontology annotation, cellular component: intracellular anatomical structure. The record is from RefSeq and is a predicted model, not a curated record. Gene Ontology annotation, molecular function: oxidoreductase activity, acting on NAD(P)H, oxygen as acceptor. The transcript has 2 exons. NCBI's taxonomy places the organism in Eukaryota, Fungi, Ascomycota, Eurotiomycetes, Eurotiales, Aspergillaceae.
AUGCUAUCGCGACAAGUCCGAGCAGCACUGCUUUAUCCUCAUCUUCCUACGUUUGGCAUUUCAGGCCUGAGAUUGCCGGUUGGAAAACCCUUGUGUCGCGUCGCAAUAUCGAACUUCAGACGGUCUAUGGCCGGACAAGCCCACGUGAAAGAAAGGCUGCCUCGAAGUGAGAAAUCCCAUGAGCGAUUCAGAGAGUUCUCGCUUGCUGGGAAAGUAUUUGCAGUGACAGGUGGUGCAAGGGGGUUAGGGUUAUCAAUGGCCGAGGCAUUGGUCGAAGCUGGCGGGCGAGUAUACUGUCUUGACCGGCUUCCCCAACCAGAGGAAGAGUUCCACGCAGCAGAGGCGCGCGCAAAUCCAGAUUUUGGGGGCUCUUUGCACUAUAGGCGCAUGGACGUAACCGACGACGCAAACACGGAAGCGGUGAUGGCCGACAUCGCAGCACAAAAUAACCGCCUAGAUGGUCUCGUUGCAGCUGCGGGGAUAAACUAUGUUGCUAGUGCGAUCGAUCAUACGCCUAAGAGUGUUGACGACGUGAUCCACAUCAAUUAUACGGGCGUCUUCCGCAGCGCCGUUUCAGCCGCGAAAGCCAUGCUGAAUAUGAAGUGCCACGGCUCCAUUCUCCUUGUGGCAAGUAUGAGCGGCAUCAUUGCCAACAAGGGCAUGGAGUCUGCCGUUUAUAAUUCCUCCAAGGCGGCAGUUAUCCAGCUGACGCGGAGUCUGGCUAUGGAGUGGUCUGAGGUCAAGAAAGAUGGCACGGGCGGGAUUCGUGUGAACUGUCUCUGUCCUGGGCAUAUUGAGACGCCAAUGGCAAAGAUGGUUAUGGAGAAGGAUCCGGAUACUCGAGAUCUGUGGACGUCUGAGAAUAUGAUGAAGAGGCUAGCGAAGCCGGAGGAGUUUAGGGGAAUCACUUUGUUGCUUAUGAGCGAUGCUUCUAGCUUCAUGACUGGUAGUACUGUAGUUGUCGAUGGUGGGCAUACAGCUUGGUGA